GCUUGUGCAGCAUACGAGCCCCUCCGACAGCAGGCAGCAGUAGCGACUCUGCUACACAUCCGGGUGCUGCUCUGAAUGCGCAGGCUCUUCGCCGCAGCUGCGUUUCCGUGUUGGCUGGGGGAAGAGAAGGGGAGCGAAGACAGAACAGCAGACGCAGAAGGAGAUAGACGGAGUUAGGGAGGAUCGCAUCGACACGCCACAGACAAAUUACAAAUAAAUACUCUUCCAGCAGCUCGUCGGCUUUCAGAAUUUGCAAGGUGGCGGUCGCACAAUUUGACAUGGAGACUGCAGUGACAGCACACUCUUAACAUGUGAGAUGUACAGAAUAAAAUAGAAGAGAGCGAGUGUGCGUCUGUGUGGCUGUUUCCCCCUUGUCCGUCUAACUGGUGGUUCUGUUUAGCUCAUUUUUGUGGUCCAUCCUCGUCUCUGUGUUUUUGUGGGGGAAAAAUGAAGAAGUUCAACAUCAGGAAGGUGUUGGAUGGCCUGACGGCGGUCUCAUCCUCCUCUUCAUCUACUCAACCUGGAAACAGGGAGAAUGACUUGAUCCAGGAGACUCUCCAAUCCGAGCAUUUCCAGCUCUGCAAGACGGUGCGACAUGGAUUCCCCUAUCAACCUUCAUCAAUGGCAUUUGACCCCGUGCAGAAAAUCUUGGCCAUCGGGACCCAAAAUGGAGCUUUGAGGCUUUUCGGCCGCCCAGGAGUGGAAUGCUACUGCCAGCAUGACAGCGGAGCAGCAGUGAUCCAGCUCCAGUUCCUGAUUAAUGAGGGAGCCCUCGUGAGUGCCUUGGCGGAUGAUAGCAUUCACCUCUGGAACCUGCGGCAAAAGCGACCUGCCAUUCUUCAUUCCCUCAAAUUCAACAGGGAGAGGAUAACUUUUUGCCAUCUGCCUUUCCAGAGUAAAUGGUUGUAUGUUGGCACAGAAAGAGGAAAUAUUCACAUUGUCAAUGUGGAGUCCUUCACCCUCUCAGGCUACGUCAUUAUGUGGAAUAAAGCCAUCGAACUAUCUUCUAAGUCCCACCCAGGACCAGUUGUCCACAUAAGCGAUAAUCCUAUGGAUGAAGGAAAGCUUAUCAUUGGUUUUGAGUCUGGGACAGUGGCAUUAUGGGACCUAAAAUCGAAGAAAGCAGACUACCGUUACACUUAUGAUGAGGCUAUUCACUCUGUGGCCUGGCAUCAUGAAGGAAAGCAGUUCAUCUGCAGCCACUCAGAUGGCACUUUGACCAUCUGGAAUGUAAAAAAUUCUGCUAAACCUGCACAGAUAAUCACACCACAUGGAAAGCACCCAAAGGAUGGAAAAAAACCAGAACCUUGCAAGCCUAUCUUAAAAGUUGAAUACAAAACAACCAGAGCUGGAGAUCCAUUCAUGAUUCUUUCAGGGGGUCUGUCAUAUGACACUGUGGGAAGAAGACCAUGUUUAACAGUGAUGCAUGGAAAGAGCACUGCAGUACUAGAAAUGGAUUAUCCUAUCGUUGAUUUUCUAACCCUCUGUGAAACACCAUAUCCAAAUGAUUUUCAGGAACCUUAUGCUGUAGUGGUCCUUCUAGAAAAAGAUUUAGUAGUUAUCGACCUUGCACAAAAUGGUUACCCAAUAUUUGAGAACCCAUACCCCCUGAGUAUACACGAGUCUCCUGUAACUUGUUGUGAAUACUUUGCUGACUGUCCUGUGGAUCUCAUUCCUGCACUUUACUCAGUGGGAUCAAGACAAAAACGGCAAGGAUACAGUAAAAAGGAAUGGCCGGUCAGUGGAGGUAACUGGGGCCUGGGAACACAGAGUUAUCCAGAGAUAAUUAUCACUGGGCAUGCAGAUGGAUCAAUAAAAUUUUGGGAUGCUUCUGCAAUAAUGCUCCAAGUACUGUACAAGCUAAAGACAGCCAAGGCAUUUGAAAAGUCUCGGAACAAAGAUGACAAGCCCAACACAGAAAUUGUAGAUGAAGAUCCCUUUGCCAUUCAGAUCCUUUCCUGGUGUCCAGAAAGCAGGAUAUUGUGUGUGGCCGGAGUCUCAGCCCAUGUUAUCAUCUAUAGGUUCAGCAAGCAGGAAGUGACUACGGAGGUGGUGCAGCUACUUGAAGUCCGGCUUCAGUACGAACUCAAUGACAUUGAGUCCCCAGAGGGUGAGCAGGUCCCUACAUUGCCAACCCCAGGGGCAUCCUCCAACUCCCAGUCCAGCGCCCCCCAUUCCCACCCAUCCACCAGCAGCAGCUCUUCCGAUGGUAUCCGGGACAAUGUGCCCUGCCUCAAAGUGAGAAGCACUCCACUCAAGCAGUCUGCCGGUUACCAGGUGGAACUUGUUAUUCAACUGGUCUGGGUCAGUGGAGAACCUCCACAGCAGAUAACCAGCCUUGGGGUUAAUUCAUCAUAUGGACUUGUGGUUUUUGGCAAUAGCAACGGCCUUGCAAUUGUUGACUACCUUCAGAAGACUAUACUACUAAACCUGGGGACAGUCGAGUUAUACGGAUCCAAUGAUCCUUAUCAAAGACAACCAAGGUCUCCUCGCAAAACAAGACAGCCUUCUGGAGGUAUGCUGGCAGUGGCAUCUUGCAUGUGUGGCCUUUCUAACCUAUAUUCUGAAUCUGUGAAAAAACUGCGCUCCUCUUAUCUCAGUCUGUGUGAUAUCAAUGAGGGAUCCACAACUUCAGAAGAUCGGUGCAAAUCACCAACUUCAGGCUCUGCCUCACCUUACAAUUCAGAUGAAGACCAUAAACUGCCUAAUAUUAUAAAAAGGGUGAAGACCAAAAGCAGAAUGUUUUCCAAGACGGUAGUGAGUGAUCUAGUGUUGACGUCAAACCAUCAGCAACUCUACAAUGGAGGAGGUAGAGGAGCAAAGAUGUCACGGAAGUUAAGUCUGCCUACUGAGUUAAAGCCAGACUUGGACCAGAGACAGAGAUGUAAUCCCUGGAGUCUGCUCAACAGGCAGAGCUAUAGUGUGAAGAAGCAAAAAGAGAAUGCUCACAGAGGAGUCAUCCACAGGAUUCAUUCAGUCCCUGUGUUCAAUAUCAGAGACAAUUCAUUCAGUCGCUCCCGUAGCUCAAGUGUGACGAGCAUUGACAAGGAAUCCCGAGAGGCCAUCACUUCCUUCCACUUUUGUGAGACCUACACACGGAAGACUGACAGCACCACCUCUCCCAGCCUGUGGGUGGGCACCUCCUUGGGCACAGUGCUAGUUAUCGUGCUGAACCUCCCACCUGCUGGGGAACAGAGGCUUCUUCAGCCUGUCAUUGUCUCUCCCAGUGGUACACUGAUAAGGCUGAAAGGGGCUAUCUUGAGGAUGGCAUUCCUGGACUCAUCAGGGCAAUUGCUACCACCUGCCUACGAGGCCUGGCGUGAACCCAACGCCCCCGAUGACAAGGAUGAAAAGGACAAGUUAAGGAAACGGCGGCCUGUCUCAGUUUCUCCCUCAUCGUCUCAGGAAAUCAGUGAAAACCAGUACGCAGUGAUCUGUUCAGAAAAACAGGCUAAAGUUAUUGCACUGCCAUCCCAGAACUGUAUAUAUAAACACAAUAUUACAGAGACUUCAUUUGUUCUCCGGGCUGAUGUAGUGCAAAUGAGCAGUGGAAUAUGCGUUGCUUGUUUCUGUGCUAAUGGACAUAUUAUGACAUUAAGUUUGCCAAGUCUAAGACCACUGUUGGAUGUAAAUUAUCUGCCCCUUACUGAUAUGCGCAUAGCAAGAACAUUCUGCUUUACCAACAAUGGACAGGCUCUAUAUCUUGUCUCACCCACUGAGAUCCAGCGAAUAACUUACAGCCAGGACACUUGUGAGAACUUACAGGAGAUGCUGGGAGAACUGUUUACACCAGUAGAAACACCAGAGGCUCCAAACAGAGGUUUCUUCAAGGGCCUGUUUGGGGGAGGAGCACAGUCCCUGGACAGAGAAGAACUUUUUGGUGAGUCGGUGGCUGGGAAGGCCUCCCGGAGUUUGGCUCAACACAUUCCCGGCCCAGGUGGUAUUGAGGGCAUGAAGGGAGCAGCCUCUGGCGUGGUGGGAGAGCUGGCACGAGCCCGGAUAGCACUAGAUGAGAGAGGGCAAAAACUGGGAGAGCUAGAGGAGAGAACAGCAGCCAUGAUGGCCAGUGCGGAGUCCUUCUCUAAACACGCCCAUGAUAUGAUGCUGAAGUACAAAGAUAAAAAAUGGUACCAGUUCUGAUUUCAAGUUUAAAACUUUGGAAUAACUCAGUGGUAUUGUACACAGCUUCAUCUGGAAGAUACUUGCUCUUCUCCCUCCUUCAUUUAUUUCUCCAGGACUAAGGGGAUUCAUCAUGGAGUACUGCUCUUUCCUAGCACAAUGUCAUACACUGUUUUACCUCAGUCAUAUGGCUUUAACUGAGGAACAUACUAAAGAAAAAACUAUCAAAUGAAAAAUAAUCACCUUGAUGGUGUAGUUUUUUUUUUCUGUGGCGGCUGAGGGUUGAUGUUCUUCUUGGGGACAGGAGCAGGGAAGGACAAACUAACAGGCAAGGGGGGUAACGCUGGGAAUUCUCCUGUGUUUCAUUUCCAUAUGCCAAACGUUGUGUGCCGUUGUCUCUGCUGCCAGUGUUUUCAUUCUCCCUGGGGCCAAUAAGGUAAAAAAAAAUACAAAAAAACGAAUACAUAUAAAGACAACUCUGUAUCCACUUCUGGCUAUGUCAAGUGCAAAACAAGAGGAUAAUUAACCCAGGACACUGUAAAGUCCAUUAAAGAAGUCCCAUAAUGAGGUGCAUGAAGAUCACAUCAUAUCACCAGGACAAAUCUUUUGGAUCCCUUCACCUCACAGUGUCAAAAAUAUCUUGAAUACUUUCAUUGCCCUUUUUUAUUAUUUAAAAUGUUUUUUUUGUUUACUGAACAUUAUGUUUCAUUUUGUAUCUUUCAAAAUCUGAAAUUCUUAAAUUUUGUUUUUAAUGCUUACUGUACAUGUAUUUUUGUGGAACAUGAUUCAUUCUAAGGUUAAACAAGGCUUUUUGUUUGAGUUCAGUGGUGGACAUGCCAUAGUUAAGCCAACUUUGACCAAUUUCCAUUUCUUUCAAGUUUAUAAGGGCUGGGACUGAAAGCUCAAGAGUUCUUUAGAAACAUCCACGUCAGAUUUUAUAGUAUAUUAUCACAUUUGUUUGUAAUUAAAUAUCUGACAGUUUUUGCCAGGGUGCUUAAAAUAUUUUUUUAUUAAACACUCUUCUCAUUCACUUUCAAACCAAGAAUCAUAUCUCAGUCAUUUUUUGUCCUGUGGAGGUAUGGAUAAGAGUGCAAUAAGACAAGGUUGAAAACUGCCUAGAUUCUGUCUUCUUGUUGGCCCCCACCUGUUUUCUACCUUGUAACUUCAUUUUAAACUCUGUACUUAUUUUACCUCCGGGAUGCAAAAGCACUUAUGUUUUAAAGAAAGCCUUGCACUGCAGUUCAAUAUCAAACCAUUCUGUACAAAUUAUUUAGGAGCAGCUUCAGUAACAUUUUUAGUGCAAACAAAUACAUGUGUUUGUGUGUACAACUCAAAAAGGGACUAUUGAGCCAGAGCUUUAGUGAGAAUGGUGAACUGUAGUUGUACUGUGAAGGAAAGUGUAAAAGAUUUAUUGCAACAGAUACAAAUCUUAUCAGCCUCAACAGAGAGUGCGAAUUUGUGUGUCUGAAGAGAGAACACAAAAGUAUGGUGCAGAACACAAAUAUUGUGCUCUUACAAAUAAACUACUCAGAUGUCCUGCAGCCAUAUAUUUUUGUUCAGGGACUCCUGGGUUUCACUUGUGUUGAAAGCCAUUUUAAACGUGAGUGGCAAUCAUUUUUAUGUAAUUAAGUGGUGACAGUGAACUGAGCAUAUGACAUUAUAUAGCUUUGGCAAACAGUGUUGAACACAGUUAGGGUAAGUAUUCACACCCAGGCAAGAUGCUGAGCAGUCUCUAAACAAAAACUGUCUGCUCUCCGGGUUACAAGAAAAACAACAGUAGAACAUGGUGAAAAAAGUAAAGUCACUAUCUUUUCUCUAGGAAGAGAAAUGUUUCAUGGGUGGGAUAUUACAAGCUGAAAGGGCAAUCAAAAUAAAAAAUAGUAUUUAUUAUAGCUGAAGUUCAGAUCCAUGUGCAACCUGGUACUAUUUUGUUUUUUUUUUCUUUUAUUACCUAAAUGGAUCCUCUUUAUUGAAGGACACCACAGCUCUGUGUACUGUAGGAAAGUUAAAUUUACUAAUUCUCAUAACUUUCCUCAUUUUCCUCAACUAUCAGCAGAUUGUUCUUUUGGUCCAAAUGUAAAAAAAUGCAGUGUUUUUCAGACAGAAGAGGACUGCACAUGUUUAGAGCCCCACAGCAAGUAUUAGACUACCAUUCCUGCAGGUGGAGAUAGCAGAAUUAUCUUUUAUAUCCUCUUGGCUGGCAUUUCAGAAAUCCUUCAGUGAUAGGAGCUUUUAUCCUGGAUUGUUUAACAUCAUGCGUAUAUAUGGAUUUCUCUCUAUAUAUGUGUAUGUUAGUGUGUGUGUAUAUAUAUGGAUAAAUAUAUGUACACACAUGCAGUUAUGCAUAUACAUACAUCUAUCUAAACACAUUGUGUUGAGAAAUAUAUUUCCUUAAAUGGUGUUUUCAGUGUAAGUCUUACUGGUCUUUUGCUCUAUAGAUUUUCUUUUUUAAUAAGUGCAAGAAAAUGCUGCUAUUUGUGUUAAAUGUAGAUGUAUCAUAUGAUUGUUUUUCUUAUGUUUAAGAAAGAGAAAGAAAAAGCUUUGUUUUUGCUCAGAAGUUCUGCCAGAUUUUUAAUUCAGUAUGUAAAUAGCGGGGCAAUCGGAGACAAAUCUGAAAGUGUUGAAGUGGAUAAACGGCAUAAGAAGUCAAUGUCGAUGUUCUUUUCUGACGCCAAAGAGUUUCUUUUUUUUUUAACUAUAUACAGUAUACCACUCUCCCCUGCUGAAUAUAAUCAUUGCCUCAAUUCUGAAACAUAAAGCCAUGGUGCAGGUUGUGAAUGAGGAACACCUAUGGAACCCUGGAACGCAUGAGAAAAGUGUAACAGUUGAAGGGAAUUACUUUAUUUGAAUGUGUUGAUUUUUGUAGGAAUGAGUGAAUACUAUAUCCCUCUGGUAGUUUUGCAGUCUAAGCUGAAAAUAGUCAUUCUGCAGCUGUAUGGGUUUUUAUCAAUUAAUGCACAUACUAGUAGAAAUAAUUGUGAAUUAAAUUUUUGAAAGGUUGUUGCUACAGUAUAACACUGUACUGCUGGGUUAUAAAUGUGCCAUCGUAUUGCACUAUAUUUAAUUUCUAGAUUUAUCAUCCAAAGGCUUUUGUCUGUUUAAUUAUUUAACUGAAUGAAAAUCAUGGAUGGAUGUUUGUUCAUUUAACAUUUUCUUUUUCUUUUUGUAUGUGUUAUGGUGUAAAAUAAUCUUUUUUUAAGGAAGGACCAAAACCAUCAGAGACAAAUGCUAAACUGUGUCAAUAUGGAGUAAUAAUGAAUGGUUGCACUUUCAGAUUUGUUUCAUGGUCAGUUUAAAGAUAAUCCAUUAUAUUUAUACAUUUGAGAAGUGUAUACUUUUAAUUUGAGAAGAUUUAAUAAAUGAAAAAAAAAAUACAUUAUAAUUCAUCAGAUCCUGCAUUUUAAAAAGUCAAAGUGCUUAAAGAGUGUGUGUAUAUUAUUCAUCUUAAAGUAAAGAUUUAAUGUUUCUAGUGAAAAUUUAUUUGUAUCUCAGAGGUACUGCUGUCAUUUGAAAGAUUUCACAGCAGAGGGUUGAGCUGUCCACAUUUGAAAUUAGCUUAAGGUGUUAUUGGUGCAGGAAAUACAUUGCCACCUAUGUUCUCUUUUGUUCAGUAAAAAAUAUCUUAGAAAUUGUCUUGCACAAUAGCAGAAGAAGCAUGUUGUUCAAUGUUUACAGCCACAUAUAAAGCCCUCUUUUUUGUCAGCUCAUUCUUUGGCUGUUUGGGCUACCACACUUUACUCCAGACAUUCUGUCAGUAACAUCAAUGAUCGUGUUUUUGUAUGUUAGUUAUAUGUUGCUGUCCAGAUGGUGGUAGCUUAUCUUCCAAGAAACUUGAGGAAAAAAACUUUUGACUAAGUGCCCUCUCUAUCCCAAUUUCUGUUUUGUUAAAAUGCAUUUUAUUUCCUUCUCAAAUACAUUUAUUGCACACACAGUCAGUACACAAUCUUGAAAACUGAUUCAUUUUUAUUAUACAUCUGAGGAAGUCUGAUUUUCAUUUACUGUCUCUUCUGUCUUGGAAAAAAGUGGGUUGCAGUAUUUUCUCAUUGUAGCCAAUUUUCUUGUACAGUUUUAUGCAAAUUUCACAUGGAUGUUUAUGACUUUAUCUGCUGCCACAAACAAUUUAGAAAUUCUGUAGAUAGAAAUUACUGUGCAAUGGAAACAAUAAAAACAAAAAAAUCUUAAACAAG
Molecule: messenger RNA, 8306 nt
Organism: Lepisosteus oculatus (spotted gar)
Lineage: Eukaryota; Metazoa; Chordata; Actinopteri; Semionotiformes; Lepisosteidae
Product: syntaxin-binding protein 5
Biological process (GO): regulation of protein secretion; regulation of exocytosis
Cellular component (GO): cytoplasm; SNARE complex; plasma membrane
Molecular function (GO): syntaxin binding; GTPase activator activity; myosin II binding
Source: RefSeq, a predicted model, not a curated record